This is a messenger RNA of Angiostrongylus costaricensis, 468 nucleotides long. The record is from the annotation of a GenBank genome assembly. Lineage: Eukaryota; Metazoa; Nematoda; Chromadorea; Rhabditida; Metastrongylidae.
AUGCUAGCGUCAACAAUCCUGUGCCGUUAUGCUGCGGUUGGCUCUAAGGUCGUGCAAACGAAGGCAGACAAAAGCGCAAUAGAAGAAGAUGCUGAGAAGCUGGCUAAUUAUGUUUGCAUCAACUAUUUUAUCCAAGAUGAUUCCACUGGAAGUGUUACUUAUUGCUUAACAUACCAAGAUAUCGUACUUGAUAAUUUGUAUCGACAUGGAGCAGUAAGUUCACAAUUUUCAGGUGAUGAACCUGGGCCGAAAAUACUUCCAGACUCAGAAUACCCGUCCUGGCUUUUCGAGCUAGAUUUGCGACCUGCGUGCCCGCUCGAGGAUUUGGACCCUGAGAAGGAUGGCUGGCUCUACUGGAGAGCUCUUCGAAUAAGGCAAAUUGAACAAAAUCGCCGAAUACAGAAAUUAAAGACGAGGUUUCUUCAUUUGCAAAGCAGUCCGAGUAUGAAGAAAUUUAGACGGUUUUAA